CGGGCACCGGGCCGGCUUCGGCGUCCCCCAGCUGCUGGAUCUUACACCCCUGCCCUCCACACGCACCUCCCUCGCGGGCCGCGGCAGACCAUGCCCUCUCUAUGACGGUUGCUUGCUAAGCUAACUCUGCAUGCCAGAAGACUGUCCUUGGUUGAUCCAGGGGCUCUUGGGGACUCCGGCCUCUCCCCGGUUUUUCCGUGUGUGUGUGUUCCUCUAGAACUUUCAAAACUGUUUCUCCAAAGGGUUUUGCAGAAACUCAGACUGUUUUCUAAAGCAGAAGCACCUCAGUCCACAGCAGUAGUGAUGGGCAGCGUGCGAACCAACCGCUACAGCAUCGUGUCUUCGGAGGAGGACGGCAUGAAGCUGUCCACCAUGGCCGUGGCCAACGGCUUUGGGAAUGGGAAGGGCAAGGUACACACCAGGCAGCAGUGCAGGAGCCGCUUUGUCAAAAAAGACGGCCACUGCAACGUCCAGUUUAUUAACGUGGGGGAGAAGGGACAGCGAUACCUGGCAGAUAUCUUCACCACCUGCGUGGACAUCCGCUGGAGGUGGAUGCUGGUUAUCUUCUGCCUGACCUUCAUCCUCUCCUGGCUUUUUUUUGGCUGUGUGUUUUGGUUGAUUGCACUGUUGCACGGGGAUCUGGAGAACCAAGAGAACAGCAAGCCUUGCGUCUCUCAAGUGAGCAGCUUCACCGCAGCCUUCCUGUUCUCCAUCGAGACCCAGACCACGAUCGGCUACGGCUUCAGGUGCGUCACGGACGAGUGCCCCAUCGCGGUGUUCAUGGUGGUUUUCCAGUCUAUAGUGGGCUGCAUCAUCGAUGCCUUCAUCAUUGGGGCCGUCAUGGCAAAGAUGGCUAAGCCAAAAAAGAGAAACGAAACUCUGGUGUUCAGCCACAAUGCCGUGGUGGCCAUGAGAGACGGGAAGCUGUGCCUGAUGUGGCGCGUUGGGAACCUGAGGAAAAGCCACUUGGUGGAGGCGCACGUGCGAGCGCAGCUCCUCAAAUCCAGGAUCACGUCGGAAGGGGAGUACAUCCCCUUGGAUCAGAUAGACAUCAACGUAGGGUUUGACAGCGGCAUAGACCGGAUAUUCCUGGUCUCCCCCAUCACCAUAGUACACGAAAUAGAUGAGGACAGUCCUUUGUAUGACCUGAGCAAGCAGGACAUGGACAAUGCUGACUUUGAAAUCGUUGUAAUAUUAGAGGGCAUGGUGGAGGCCACCGCCAUGACCACCCAGUGCCGUAGCUCCUACCUGGCGAACGAAAUCCUCUGGGGCCACCGCUACGAGCCCGUGCUCUUCGAAGAGAAAAACUACUACAAAGUGGACUACUCGAGGUUCCACAAAACAUACGAAGUGCCCAACACACCCAUCUGCAGUGCCAGAGACUUAGCAGAGAAGAAAUACAUUCUCUCGAACGCGAACUCCUUUUGCUACGAGAACGAGGUCGCCCUCAGCAGCAAAGAGGAGGACGAGAUCGACACGGGGGUGCCUGAGAGCAUGAGCACAGACACCCACCCCGACAUGGACCACCACAACCAGGCCGGCGUGCCUCUGGAGCCGCGGCCGCUGCGGCGGGAGUCGGAAAUAUGACCGGCGGACUCUUCCUCUCCCUUUUGGUUGAAAGUUUAAAAUAAAAAAAAAAAAAAACAAACAAACAACCCACAUCUACCGGUCAAAGGCACGUUGUUGACCUGAGAAGUUGGCCCAGAACAGUUUUCAGACAACGGUACUGUUGAAGAGUGUGGUGGGAAGGCAGCAGACCUGAGAAACCCAGGCUGGUUUUAGGGCUGUCCUCAGAGGAGGGACGACAGAAAGCGAACUCUAAACACAAAGCACUAAACAUGUCUAAGUAUGAACAGAAGGCACAUAUGUUGUAGAAUAAAUUAUGUAUAUAUUUUUUUACAAAACUUGAACUUGCAGGCAAGCUUUGGUUGGGUUAUUAUUAUUUUUUUUUUUCAACUUUUUCCAGAAUGCUUCUCUCUAGGGAACAAGAAUGUUUUUAAUGGCAUAACAAAGGCAAGGAUCUGCCUUAUUAUUAUUAUUAUAAUUAUUUUUUAAAAAGCUGCUGCUAACUACAUGAACACAAAUGGUUAUUUUUGUUGCAGUGUAGUUUUUAUUUUCUCUUGUGUAAUUUAAAAAAAAAAAAAAAAAAAGAAAAAAAAGUCAGUGUUGAACUUUUUGGGUUGAAAAGCUCAUGAUCAGUUCAGAGAGGCCGAUGUUGCCAGAAAGUCUAAACUCCUUUUAAGGCCAGUAGUUUGAUAGCUAGAAUCAAUUUCUCUCUUUCCAAUUACAUAAGGGGCAUUAUGUAAUAUCAGGCCAAUCAGUAGCCUCCAGCAAAAUUAUGAUUUUUGGGGGGAGAAUUUAAUUCUCUGUCUAGAGUGAGACAAAAUAUAGGUAUACGUAGGAAAAAGUACUAAGUGAAAACUACCUAAGUGGAUACCAAAGAAAAUGCACAGUUUUGCACAGUGGAGUUUAUUUAAAAAAAAAAAAAAAAAAAGGAAAAAAAAAUGGAACAGGCUGCUUUAAACAAAAAAAAAAAAAA
Molecule: messenger RNA, 2539 nt
Organism: Corapipo altera (White-ruffed manakin)
Lineage: Eukaryota; Metazoa; Chordata; Aves; Passeriformes; Pipridae
Gene: KCNJ2
Product: potassium voltage-gated channel subfamily J member 2
Exons: 2
Coding region: 304-1587 (427 amino acids)
Biological process (GO): regulation of monoatomic ion transmembrane transport; potassium ion import across plasma membrane
Cellular component (GO): plasma membrane
Molecular function (GO): inward rectifier potassium channel activity
Source: RefSeq, a predicted model, not a curated record